This is a messenger RNA of Sinocyclocheilus rhinocerous, 2017 nucleotides long. Its product is annotated as poly(ADP-ribose) glycohydrolase-like. Lineage: Eukaryota; Metazoa; Chordata; Actinopteri; Cypriniformes; Cyprinidae. The record is from RefSeq and is a predicted model, not a curated record. Bases 5 to 2017 code for a protein of 670 amino acids. The transcript is spliced from 13 exons. Gene Ontology annotation, biological process: regulation of DNA repair; nucleotide-sugar metabolic process; carbohydrate metabolic process. Gene Ontology annotation, cellular component: cytoplasm; nucleus. Gene Ontology annotation, molecular function: poly(ADP-ribose) glycohydrolase activity.
ACUGAUGCAUCCUCCACCAGUUAUCAUUUCUGUUGUGUGUUUAAUUCUAUUUCACUGUGAUCUUGUUGACUUUGAUAGUGUGGUAAAAGCAGCAAACCUUUGCAUAAAAGGUGUAGUUUUCCCGUCUGCUGGAAAAGAGCUCGAAUAUGUGUGUGAGCUUGACAGCGAUACGAAGACAAAGCAGAAAAAGAGAGCAACAAGUAGUUUGGCAGGAAGUGUGCUUACGAUGAAUAUGGAAAAUAGCCAUGAGGAUGAGGAUGCAGGGUGUGAUCUUCAUGAGACCCUUGAAAUCAAGAAAAGCAGUCAGGCAGUCAUGAAAGAUAAUGAUAAGCUGUGUGAGUCAACAAGAAAACGUAAGGAGCAGAAUGAUGAACCAGAGGACCAGACACAGACCUCUGUGCAGAACUGUGACGAGGACACAAAGGGCAUCACUUAUAAAGAAACUCCUGAUAUUAUUGAUGCACAUGUUCCAAUGGAGCCAAGCAAUGGAGAAAAGGCAAUUGAAUCAACUUCACCAGAUGCCAAGCUGGUCAAGAUGACUUGCAUGUCUACAGUGAUGUCAGGGACAAACCUCAGUUCCUCCGUAAAUACAAGUAAUACACAUAAUGUAGAUGUGGAGAUGAGAACAGAGAGUCCAGCAUGCAAAGAGUCUCUGCCUAGCAACUCUCCUGCCUGCCCCGACUUGCAAGACCCCUGUUCGAGUGUUGACCCAAUGGUGGUGGAGCCCAAACCCUUAGUCCCCAAUCCAGAAGCUGUAGACAACAUCAAAGAAGAACUUGAAGUGACACCCAUGGAAACAGAUGACACAGAGGGGCAAAACUCUGGUGCUGAUGCUUUUGUUCCCGAAAAUGUUGUUGAGACUGAACCUGAGAGUGACCAGACACAGGUGUCUUCUUCAGAAAGUGAGCAAGUGUCAGCAGAGCAGAAAGAACAGGAAUGGCUUGGGACCCCAAUAAAGGAGCUUAGAAGAAUGCCUCAGUGUGGACAGUCCCUGCCACACCUCAGGGCAACAGACAAUCACAAAGUACUCAUCAGGACAGACCUGCUCAAAGAAGGUCAAGUCCCCCAUCCAUAUCCGAGCAAAUACAGAGAUUCCUGGGAUGAUAUGACUGUAAAGAUGCCUUGUUCAGAAAAGAACCUAUUUCCUGUGGAGAAUGAGGAUGGAAGUGUAGUGCAAAGUCGAUGGGAGUUGAUUCGUACAGCUUUGGAAGGAGAUUGCAAAAGUUCACUUGACAUUAGGGAUGCAAUAUUGAGUUACAACACAGUACAUACUAAAAGAUGGGACUUCACAGCUUUGAACUAUCUCUGCACUGAGGCUAUGGAUAAUGAAGAAGUACAGCAUCUCUUUAACGUCACAUUGCCAAAGCUGAUGAAACUGGUUUUGAAUACGCCCAAGAUUUGCACCCAGCCAAUCCCGCUGCUUAAGACAAGGAUGAAUCAGUCCUUGACCAUGUCACAGGAACAAAUUGCCUGCCUUCUUGCCAAUGCCUUCUUCUGUACAUUUCCCAGACGCAACUCGCGCAAGUCCGAGUAUGCCAGCUACCCCGAGAUCAGUUUUUACAGACUGUUUGAAGGUUCUUCCUCACGCAAGAUUGAGAAACUCAAAACUCUGCUGUGCUAUUUCAGAAGAGUCACUGAAUCAAUGCCCACCGGCCUUGUCACAUUCACGCGACAGAGCUUGAGCGGUUUUCCAAAAUGGGAAAGUUCAAAGAAACAGCUCACCCGUCUUCAUAUCACCUGUAAGGGCACCAUAGAGGAUGAGGGCUACGGGAUGCUUCAGGUGGACUUUGCGAACAGGCUCGUGGGUGGAGGGGUGACCGGUAUGGGGUUGGUCCAGGAGGAGAUACGCUUCAUCAUCAACCCUGAGCUCAUGGUAUCACGCCUCUUCACAGAAGCUUUGGACCACAACGAGUGCCUCAUCAUCACAGGUCAGCACACACACAUGCACAGCAGUGGAAGAGGUCCGCUCCUCCCUGCCGUCUGUCCUGCACACCAUCACGCAUCUCUGUCUGAUUGA